Messenger RNA from Fragaria vesca subsp. vesca, 1808 nucleotides. RefSeq lists its product as uncharacterized. The coding region runs from base 29 to 1513 and encodes 494 amino acids. The transcript has 13 exons. Lineage: Eukaryota; Viridiplantae; Streptophyta; Magnoliopsida; Rosales; Rosaceae. Gene Ontology annotation, biological process: actin filament organization; regulation of stomatal movement. Gene Ontology annotation, molecular function: actin binding. The record is from RefSeq and is a predicted model, not a curated record.
UCUUCCAGCUCACUGCUGCAUCGGAGAAAUGACGAGGGUAGGCCGAGAUUUUGGGGACACAAUGCAUAAGGAUGCCUUUCCUCCAGUUUCAGCUGAUGUAACCUUUGCAUCGAGUCAAUUUCCUGAUUACAAAAUUGGACCUAACAAUCAAAUUGUGGAGGGAAAGCUAGACCAAAAGGUACUUUCAAUGAAGGAAGUUGUUGCACGCGAGACAGCACAAUUACUGGAACAGCAGAAACGUCUUUCAGUUCGGGACCUUGCCAGUAAAUUCGAGAAGGGGUUGGCUGCCACUGCUAAGUUGUCUGAAGAGGCUAGACUUAGAGAGGCAGCUUCUUUGGAAAAGCAUGUUCUUUUGAAGAAGCUUAGAGAUGCUCUUGAAUCAUUAAAAGGACGCGUGGCGGGCAGAAACAAGGAUGAUGUGGAGGAAGCUAUUUCAAUGGUGGAGGCUUUAGCAGUUCAGUUAACUCAAAGAGAAGGGGAGUUGAUGCAAGAAAAAGCUGAAGUGAAGAAACUAGCAAAUUUUCUUAAGCAGGCUUCAGAAGAUGCUAAGAAGCUUGUUGAUGAAGAAAGAGCCUUUGCUCGUGCUGAAAUUGAAAAUGCCAAAGCUGCUGUUCAAAGAGUGGAAGAAGCACUUCAGGAGCAAGAACAAACAUCACAGGCUUCAGGGAAGCAGGACUUGGACGAACUGAUGAAAGAGGUUCAAGAGGCUAGGCGAAUCAAAAUGCUGCAUCAACCAAGCAAAGUCAUGGACAUGGAACAUGAGCUUCGAGCUUUGAGAGCACAACUCACACAAAAGUCUGAAAAUUCUCUUCGCCUUCAGAAAGAGCUGGCAAAUAGCAAGAGGGGCUUGGAGAAAAGUUCUCAACCAUAUCAACUAGAUGGCUCUGAAGCUUUAGGUUCAUAUUUGCGGAUUAAGUCUUUGUCUGAUGAUGCAAUAGAACUUUCUACAUGCUCAAUUCAGUGGUAUCGUCUAUCGUGUGAUGGUGCCAACAAGGAGCUUAUAUCAGGAGCAAUAAAAUCAGUAUAUGCGCCGGAGCCAUUUGAUGUUGGGUGGUUCUUGCAGGCUGAUAUUGUAUUUAAUGGCCAAAGACUAACACUGACCACCGCUGGUCCCAUUGAUCCCGCUGCUGGUUUGGGAAGUUAUGUAGAGGCACUUGUGCGGAAACAUGAUAUUGAGUUCAAUGUAGUAAUCACCCAGAUGAAUGGUGUUAAUCAUCUGUCAGAAUCUAUUCAUGUAUUUCAUGUGGGAAGGAUGAGGAUUAAACUGUGCAAGGGAAAGACUACCGUUGCUAAAGAAUACUUUUCUGCUUCAAUGCAGCUGUGCGGAGUUAGAGGAGGUGGGAAUGCUGCAGCUCAGGCAUUGUUUUGGCAAGUCAAGCAAGGUCUUUCCUUUGUAUUGGCAUUUGAAUCAGAACGAGAGAGAAAUGCGGCCAUCAUGCUUGCGAGGAGAUUUGCUUUCGACUGUAAUAUCAUGCUAGCUGGGCCAGAUGACAGAGCACCUUUAGGAACCUAAGGGGCCUCCGUAGAUUUGUCCUUCUCGAAAUGUAACUAGAUUUUUUAUUUUUGUGUUUCCCCUGUUCUUAGCUAAUUAUUGAAUUUUGUUUUCCCUCUUGUAUCUAAAACUUUGUGAUAGCAAUGAUUUGUUUGUAAUUUGAUUUUAUGGUCUGAGAACAAUACUCUUCCUCGUUGGAAAGGUGAUUGCCACGGUGCAUACAACUCAUUUGUGUGUUUGAGGACUGGUUAGUGUACUUGCAUGAUCUGUACAUGGUUAAUUGUUGUAAUGUGAAACCCAGUUGAUUGCUCAUGUG